Brassica napus (rape) is the source of this 907-nucleotide messenger RNA. RefSeq names its product dehydrin Rab18-like. The coding region runs from base 123 to 662 and encodes 179 amino acids. Lineage: Eukaryota; Viridiplantae; Streptophyta; Magnoliopsida; Brassicales; Brassicaceae. The transcript is spliced from 2 exons. The record is from RefSeq and is a predicted model, not a curated record. Gene Ontology annotation, biological process: response to water.
GUACCCUCCAUGAGCCUUACGAACAUUCAUCGAUCAAAACUCAAUAUCCAAGUCUCAUCAUAUUAUCAAAUAGAAGUAUUUUAGCUGAUAAGCUCAAAGUCUUUGCUUAGAAAAAGAAGAAGAUGGCGUCUUACCAAAACCGACCCGGAGCUCAGGCCACUGACGAGUACGGAAACCCCAUCCAGCAGUUGGACGAAUAUGGAAACCCAAUUGGCCGUGGAGCUACCGGCGGAGGAGGUUACGGAACUGGUGGAGGAUACGGAGGAGGAGCAACUGGUGGGACCUACGGGACAGGUGGCGAAGGAUACGGGGCUGGAACUGGAGCGUUAGGAGCUGGCGUAGGAGGUAGGCAUCACGGCCAGGAGCAGCUUCAUAAGGAAAGUGGUGGUGGUGGCUUGGGAGGAAUGCUUCACCGCUCAGGAUCCGGAUCCAGCUCUAGCUCGGAGGAUGAUGGACAAGGUGGGAGGAGGAAGAAGAAGGGAAUAACUGAUAAGAUUAAGGAGAAGUUGCCAGGUCACCAUGAUCAGUCUGGUCAAUCUCAAGGCAUGGGGAUGGGAACUACCACCGGGUAUGACGAGGGAGGCUAUGCUGGCGAACGCCAUGAGAAGAAGGGGAUGAUGGAAAAGAUCAAGGAAAAGCUUCCCGGUGGUGGUCAUCACUAAGCAAGUUAAACUCUGGGACAAACGUAUAUGCAUAUAUAAAUUAAAAUAAAGAAAAGCUCGUAACACAGUGGCAUCCGGACCUUUUACUUUUAGGUGUGUGUUUUUAUAUAUGCACGUCCUUCGACGUGUUAUGGUUUAUAUGAGUGUAAGAGGCAUCGCUUGGCUCUUUUUAUGUUCUUCAGCUGUAUGUACGGUACAGUGUUAUGUACUUUCAUAUCUAUAUAUCUAUCUACUUUUUCUUGUUA